Messenger RNA from Centruroides sculpturatus (bark scorpion), 880 nucleotides. Its product is annotated as lysosomal-trafficking regulator-like. The transcript is spliced from 5 exons. Bases 64 to 588 code for a protein of 174 amino acids. The record is from RefSeq and is a predicted model, not a curated record. Gene Ontology annotation, molecular function: protein binding. Lineage: Eukaryota; Metazoa; Arthropoda; Arachnida; Scorpiones; Buthidae.
UCUCUUAAGUUGAAAGUGGAAAGGUCAACAUUUGUUCAGCUAUACGGACAUUCAGGAAAGAUUAUGGCUAUCUGCAUAUGCAAAAGUUACAGCAUUGUAGUCACCAGUAGUAUGGAUUGUACAAUGAUUAUUUGGGAUUUGAAUAGAUUACAGUACGUACAAAGUAUUUUUGAUCAUAAAAAUCCUGUCAAACUCUUAACAAUAAGUGACACUUUAGGUGAUAUAGCAUCAGUUAGUAAUAGUGACUUGGGAAGUUAUUUAAAAGUGCAUACAAUAAAUGCAAAACUUGUCGGGACUGUAUAUACUCCUAUCCCCAUUACUGCAAUCUGUUACUCAAACGCAAAAGAAGGAAUUUCUGUGAAUGUGAUUGUAACAGGAUUUCUUGACGGUACCAUAAAAUUAUGGAACUCCUGGAAUUUAAAUUUGGCAUCAGUAAUUACAACAGGAAACUUGCAAUAUCCAAUCAUAAGUUUAACAUAUUCAGAAGAUAAUCAGCAUUUGUAUGCUGCUAACAAACAAGGAAUUGUGACAAUGUGGAAAAAUCCUAUAAAAGGGAUUAAGGAGAGUCGCUUUCUUACUCUGAAAUAAAUUCAUUUUAAAAUGGAAAUGACUUAAUAUAUUAUUAUUAUAAUCAUAAAAUGAUUUUAUAUGUAAAAAAAAUUAUCUACUUCUUAACUGAAUGUGAGAAUUUAAUCUCAUUUUUAAUAUUUUUGUGUGCAUUAAAAAAAGGGCUUAUAUUUUUAAAUCGAGUUGUAUAUUUUUAAUUUUUGAAAUUUAUUAUUGUCAAUUUAACUGCUUUACAGUUCUGAGAAUUGUCCAUUUAUGUUUUUAUAUUGAAAUAUUUGCUGAAAUUAUUUUAUAUUUAUAAAUAUUUUUGUAA